Messenger RNA from Leptonychotes weddellii (Weddell seal), 1134 nucleotides. NCBI's taxonomy places the organism in Eukaryota, Metazoa, Chordata, Mammalia, Carnivora, Phocidae. The record is from RefSeq and is a predicted model, not a curated record.
AUGGCCACUGCUCAGCUCUCUCACUCUAUCAAAAUUCACAAAGCAUCUAAGUUUGAUCAUUCAUUGCCACUAUAUGGUAUACCAAAGAAGAACAAAGCUUAUAUAGCAAAAUCUAGCAAAGAUCUAGAAUGUCUUUGGGACCUCAGUUUAAAAAUCCUUCGAGAAGAUAAAAAAUGUCCUGGGUCACUGCAUAUUAUCAAAUGGAUCCAAGGUUGUUUUGAUGCUUUGGAAAAAAGAUACCUACACAUGGCAGUACUUACACUUUAUACAAAUCCCAAGGAACCAGAGAAAGUGACUGAGAUAUACCAGUUCAAAUUCAAAUACACAAAAGAAGGAGCCACUAUGGAUUUUGACAGCAGUAGUACAAGCUUCGAAAGUGGGACAAACAGUGAAGAUAUUAAGAAAGCCAGUGUUCUACUGAUCCGUAAAUUAUAUAUACUGAUGCAGAACCUUGGACCCCUUCCUAAUGAUGUUAUACUUACUAUGAAACUCCACUACUAUAAUGCGGUGACUCCACAUGAUUACCAACCCCCUGGUUUUAAAGAAGGGGUAAACUCACACUUCCUGCUGUUCGAGGGGGAGCCUGUAAACCUGCAAGUGGGAUUGGUCUCCACUGGCUUUCAUAGUAUGAAAGUAAAAGUCACAACUGAGGCCACCAGAGUAUCUGAUUUGGAGAACAAUCUCUUUCAGGAGAACAGCACUACUGAGAUUGUUCAUCAGGGUCUAGACUUCGAUGAAGAAGAAGAGGAAUGCAACAAUCAUGUAAGGCAAAACUUUAUCGAGCCUCCAUUGCUUCAGUUAAACACAGCUAACAUUUUUAAUUCCCUCAUAGGUUAUAUCACAGUAGUCGUCCAAUGGAGUAUGUCAGGUAUAAAAACUAAAACAAAAUUAGCCUCUGACCUCAGGGAGUCUUUAUUGUAAAAAAAGUACUGUACUGUAAAAAAAGGGAAUAUACUUUGAAAUUGUCCAUGAUUACAAGAAAAAAAAAAAAGACCUUCCAAUAUACUUCUUUUAGAAAAGGUACCCAUAAACUUAGAAAAUUUGGGAUUUUCUUUUUUUCAUUUAUAGGUAACAUUUUUAGGAUUUAAAAAAUAUUCUGGGUAUUCAUUCUCACUGGAAAUAUAAAGUUCUUGA